Messenger RNA from Megalobrama amblycephala (Wuchang bream), 2850 nucleotides. RefSeq names its product ras homolog family member Ca (gene rhoca). Gene Ontology annotation, cellular component: neuron projection. The transcript is spliced from 5 exons. NCBI's taxonomy places the organism in Eukaryota, Metazoa, Chordata, Actinopteri, Cypriniformes, Xenocyprididae. The record is from RefSeq and is a predicted model, not a curated record. Bases 158 to 739 code for a protein of 193 amino acids. Gene Ontology annotation, molecular function: GTP binding; GTPase activity. Gene Ontology annotation, biological process: small GTPase-mediated signal transduction.
CGCCUCCUUCACCAGUCAACAUUCAGCAGCGCAGCGGUCGACAGUGAUUCCCAUUAAUGCGGGCGGGUCUUCGUCUCUUAGCAAUAAUAGCGUGACAUUUCUUCACAUUGCGCCUAAAACUUGGACAGGGAAUUUGAUCCCCGCGAGGAUAUAAGGUAUGGCUGCUAUCAGGAAAAAGCUGGUGAUCGUGGGAGAUGGAGCUUGUGGGAAGACCUGUCUACUCAUAGUGUUCAGCAAAGAUCAGUUUCCAGAAGUCUACGUGCCUACUGUGUUCGAGAACUACAUUGCAGACAUUGAAGUUGACAGCAAACAGGUGGAGCUCGCUUUGUGGGACACAGCAGGACAGGAAGACUAUGAUCGCCUGAGACCUCUGUCUUACCCAGACACAGAUGUCAUCCUCAUGUGUUUCUCCAUAGACAGUCCCGACAGUUUAGAGAAUAUCCCAGAAAAGUGGACGCCGGAGGUGAAGCACUUCUGCCCCAAUGUUCCCAUAAUCCUCGUGGGCAAUAAGAAGGAUCUGCGGAAUGAUGAGCACACACGGAGAGAGCUGACUAAGAUGAAGCAGGAGCCGGUUAAACCGGAGGAGGGCAGAGACAUGGCCAAUCGUAUUAGCGCCUUCGGCUACCUGGAAUGCUCAGCCAAGACUAAGGAGGGCGUGAGGGAAGUAUUCGAAAUGGCCACCAGGGCGGCGCUGCAAGUCCGCAAGAGGAAGAAGAGGAGCGGGUGCUUGCUGUUGUAAGAGAACUUUCCGGUCUUUUUCCAGAAUGAUCCCCCCACUGACCAGGAAAUACCAAACUCCACAAAAUUAGUUUUUGACCAAACAACAUAAAUACACUGGACUGUAUGUCACAUUUCAUGCAAACCAACAAAUGCGAAAUGGAGGAAAGUGAAUAAAAUAUGCAUUAAACUGACAGAGGCUGGGCAGAAAGACAGGUUAGAUCAAAAUAUAUCUAUAUCACUGUUUAUCUUGAUUUAGUUUUCCUCUAUGGCACAAUGUUUCUCAGAAUACAAACUUUUUUUUUUCCCUCCAGUUUGUACUGUACGGAUGACGUCAGUCAUAACGUUAUUGUAUUUUUGCAUAUUUAUCAAUCUACCAUUAUAAUCUGGUGAGAGAACAUCUUCAUAUUAUUGUAAUCGAAAUUAAUUUAACCACGUAGAAAUCUCUUAAUAGCACAGAAUUUGGUAAUAAAAACAGUGCCUUCAUGAUCAUUCCCUCCACAAUUUGAAUGUAAAGUGUGUGUUUUGAGCUUCUCUGUUACUUCUACACACUUUCUAGUAGUGAAUAACUCUAUGAGCCAAUUAAAUGUAUUUAAAAGUGAAAAAUCUUUAGUAAUGCUGAGUUUAUAGCUUUCAUUCCCCAAAUAAAUAUCAAUGACGUGUAAUUUGGAGGCUCAGUCGGAUCUAAAACCAACAAGCACCAACAUUUGUUGUUUUUGUCCUCCACACAGGCAUAAACACACACACGUGCACAUGGACUGAGCUCUUUAGAUAUUAAACUGGUUGAACCUGCCUCGAAUAUCCAGGCUGAGCUCACAUAAUCUGACUGUAUUGUCCUACAUUAGCCGGCACGCAUGCUUGAGUAUUGUUAAUGCAAAUAUUACAUUUAAGGUGCAAUCACUUUUGAAGGUUUCUAGCACUGCGAAACAUCAAAUAAAUACACAAACUGAUGAUUGUUAGCCAAUGUACUUUAGUUAGAAGAGGCCUUGAGUGCCUUUCCAGUUCCCACAGAAUUGUGUGCCUUUAGUUAUCAGACUUUAAUGCGUUUGGGCUGAGAUGAGAUGAUGAACGUUUAUGUCCACGCAUGCGUUUUGUCACGAUCGGUCUUGUAAUGUUGCAUGCCAGUAAUCAUGAGGUGUUCGGAUCAUCCCGUUUCUGACAGUAACCUUAACUAAUCAUGCAGAGUUGUGCUUCUAGAAGAUCUGUAGCUUUUGUUAGCUGGUGUAGAAUCCAUAUACUGAUGUCACUUCCACUGCUGUCCGCUGCUGGUGCCAUGAGAUGUCUGACAUGAGGUAAUGCUACCUAAAUCCAGCCCUAUGUUUCCUGUCUGUGUUGACUUCAAACGAGUAUUUAAUUCAUUAGCAUGGUGUAGCUCUGUUUCCAUCGUACGAUACCGUAAAAUAGGAAAAUCACAAAAACAGUCAAGAAACAGUGUUCUGGGUCAUAUGUCAGCUAAAAAUGAAAAAGGAUAUAGUUUGCAUUAAGAAUGGAAUGGAAUAAAGAUUUAUAUAAGUUUUUCAUUUAUUUUAAGGUGAAAUAUGACCCAGGCAUUUCUUUGUGAGGCAAAUGUUCCUUGGGUUAUUUUAUGUUUAGGUCCAUCAGAAGCAUAGAAUGUUAAACUAACCAUCUGUAUAAUUCUUGAACACCUGGGACACUAUGCCAUGGAUUUUAAUUUAUUAAACAGGGCAUUAUUAAAACACUGACUGUAAUGUACUGACUGUACAAUACAAUGCACAAGGAACACCCCAUUAGACUCCAUCCAGACUACACACUACUUGCAAAUAAAGGAGGAACUUGUUCUUUAUCUUUUUUAAUGUACUAAUUUGUGGAAUCCGUGAUGAAAUCCUCGAAGCCGGCGUGAGAAUAGACCCAUGUCUUUUGUGAAGUCAUCGUCUGCAUGAGGAAAUUACUACAGCAACCAGUCUUAGCAAAUGGAGCUCCACACUGGCCUCUGAGAUCAAUCUGCUGUGUUCAUGUGGUCUCUUCCUUUUUUCUGGAAGUAUUAAAUAUGAUUUAUUAAUCCAGAUUUUUAUGAGCGCUCAUAGUAACAAUGCUUUGUAAACAGGACUAGUAGUAAAUGUUUGAAUGAAGUGAAACCAACUUAUGUUAAUAAACUAUUUUUUCGAAACAAAA